This is a messenger RNA of Pteronotus mesoamericanus, 9177 nucleotides long. RefSeq names its product UDP-glucose glycoprotein glucosyltransferase 1 (gene UGGT1). Gene Ontology annotation, cellular component: endoplasmic reticulum. The record is from RefSeq and is a predicted model, not a curated record. Gene Ontology annotation, molecular function: UDP-glucose:glycoprotein glucosyltransferase activity. NCBI's taxonomy places the organism in Eukaryota, Metazoa, Chordata, Mammalia, Chiroptera, Mormoopidae. The transcript has 42 exons. Bases 257 to 4858 code for a protein of 1533 amino acids.
CUGCUUGAGCAGGAAGGGGGACGCGAGCAGUGCGUGUGUGACGGCUGCGCAGCAGGUGACAGGCAGACUUCUGGGAUGAAAAACCAGAUCAAAGAAGUCUGCAGCUGGAGACAUUUAUCUGGAAGGAUCUGGACAUUAAGGAUUUCAGAGUGUUUGGGGAGGCUGCUGCUGCUGAGAGUUUAGGAGGCCUGCAUUUUUUCGCCAUGCCAAUUUGCCAGUGACCUCAACUUCUUUUUUUGUAGGGAUUUGCUGUAAAAUGGGACUUUUGCUUUUAUUCACUGGACUGUGGCUGUUUUCCUUAGUAAAGGCAGAUUCAAAAGCCAUUACAACCUCUCUUACAACAAAAUGGUUUUCUACUCCAUUGUUGUUAGAAGCCAGUGAGUUUUUAGCAGAAGACAGUCAAGAGAAGUUUUGGAAUUUUGUAGAAGCCAGUCAAAAUAUUGGAUCAUCAGAUCACCAUGGUACUGAUUAUUCCUAUUAUCAUGCAAUAUUGGAAGCUGCAUUUCAGUUUCUGUCACCUCUACAGCAGAAUUUGUUGAAAUUUAGUCUGUCUCUCCAUUCCUAUUCUGCUACAAUUCAGGCCUUCCAGCAGAUAGCUGCCGAUGAACCUCCACCAGAAGGAUGUAAUUCAUUUUUUUCAGUGCAUGGAAGGAAGACCUGUGAUUUUGAUACCCUUGAGACUCUUCUGCUAACAGCACCUGAGAGACCCAAACCCUUAUUGUUUAAAGGCGAUCACAGAUACCCCUCAUCUAAUCCUGAGAGUCCAGUGGUGAUUUUCUACUCUGAGAUUGGUUAUGAGGCAUUUUAUAAUUUCCACCGCCAGCUUAUAUCAAAAAGCAAUGCAGGCAAAAUCAAUUACAUAUUCAGACAUUAUAUAUCUAAUCUCAGAAAAGAGCCUGUUUAUCUCUCUGGCUAUGGUGUGGAACUGGCCAUUAAGAGCACUGAGUACAAGGCCAAGGAUGAUACUCAGGUGAAAGGAACUGAAGUAAACACGACAGUGAUUGGUGAAAAUGAUCCUAUUGAUGAAGUUCAAGGAUUUCUCUUUAGAAAAUUAAGAGACCUGCAUCCAGACCUGAAGGGACAAUUGAAAGAACUUAGAAAGCAUCUUGUGGAGAGUACCAAUGAGAUGGCACCUUUAAAAGUCUGGCAAUUGCAAGAUCUAAGUUUCCAGACGGCUGCCCGAAUAUUGGCUGCUCCUACUGAAUUAGCUUUGGUUGUUAUGAAAGAUCUUAGUCAAAAUUUUCCUACUAAAGCCAGAGCCAUAACAAAAACAGCUGUGAGUUCAGAACUUAGAAGUGAAGUGGAAGAAAAUCAGAAGUAUUUCAAGGGAACUUUAGGAUUACAGCCUGGAGAUUCAGCACUAUUCAUCAAUGGACUUCAUAUUGAUUUAGAUACGCAGGAUAUAUUCAGUCUGUUUGAUGUAUUGAGAAAUGAAGCUCGGGUCAUGGAGGGUCUACAUAGACUGGGAAUAGAAGGUCUUUCUCUGCAUAACAUUUUGAAACUGAACAUCCAGCCCUCUGAGGCUGAUUAUGCUGUAGACAUCAGGAGUCCUGCUAUUUCGUGGAUCAACAAUCUGGAGGUUGAUGCCAGAUACAAUUCAUGGCCUUCCAGUCUGCAAGAGUUGCUUCGACCCACCUUUCCUGGUGUUAUCCGGCAGAUCAGGAAAAACUUGCAUAACAUGGUUUUCAUAGUUGAUCCAGCUCAUGAGACCACAGCAGAGUUGAUUAACACAGCUGAGAUGUUCCUCAGUAAUCAUAUACCACUAAGAAUUGGUUUAAUCUUUGUGGUUAAUGAUUCUGAAGAUGUGGAUGGGAUGCAAGAUACUGGUGUGGCUAUUAUGAGAGCAUAUAAUUAUGUUGCCCAAGAAGCGGAUGAUUAUCAUGCCUUCCAAACUCUGACACAUGUAUAUAACAAAGUAAGGACUGGAGAAAAGGUAAAAGUUGAACAUGUGGUCAGUGUCUUGGAGAAGAAGUAUCCAUAUGUAGAGGUGAAUAGCAUUUUGGGGAUUGAUUCUGCUUAUGAUCGGAAUCGGAAGGAAGCAAGAGGCUAUUACGAGCAGACUGGACUUGGUCUAUUGCCUGUCGUUCUGUUCAAUGGAAUGCCCUUGGAAAAAGAACAGCUAGAUCCUGAUGAGUUGGAAACCAUCACAAUGCACAAAAUCCUGGAGACCACAACCUUCUUCCAAAGAGCAGUGUACUUGGGUGAACUGUCCCAUGAUCAAGAUGUGGUAGAGUAUAUCAUGAAUCAGCCGAAUGUUGUUCCACGAAUCAAUUCUAGGAUUUUGACAGCUGAGCGAGAAUACCUGGAUUUAACAGCAACCAAUAACUUUUUUGUGGAUGAUUAUGCUAGAUUUACUGCCUUAGAUUCUCAAGGCAAGACUGCUGCUAUAGCCAAUAGUAUGAACUAUCUGACAAAGAAAGGAAUGUCCUCCAAGGAAAUCUAUGAUGAUUCUUUUGUUAGGCCAGUAACUUUUUGGAUUGUUGGGGAUUUUGAUAGCCCUCCUGGAAGGCAAUUAUUGUAUGAUGCUAUUAAACAUCAGAAAUCCAGUAACAAUGUUAGAAUAAGUAUGAUCAAUAAUCCUAGUGAAGAUAUAAAUUAUGAGAACACUCAGAUCUCCAGAGCAAUCUGGGCAGCUCUCCAAACGCAGACCUCAAACUCUGCUAAGAACUUCAUCACAAAAAUGGCCAAAGAGGAUACUGCAGAGGCCCUGGCUGCAGGAGCUGAUGUUGGGGAGUUCUCUGUUGGGGGCAUGGAUUUCAGUCUUUUUAAAGAGGUCUUUGAGUCUUCCAAAAUGGAUUUCAUUUUGUCUCAUGCCAUGUACUGCAGGGAUAUUCUGAAGCUGAAGAAGGGACAGAGGGCAGUGAUCAGCAAUGGAAGGAUCAUUGGGCCACUGGAGGAUAAUGAAGUCUUUAAUCAAGAUGAUUUUCAUCUCCUAGAAAAUAUUAUCUUAAAAACUUCGGGGCAGAAAAUUAAAUCUCAUAUUCAACAGCUUCGCAUAGAAGAGGAUGUGGCAAGUGACUUGGUAAUGAAGGUGGAUGCUCUUCUGUCAGCUCAACCAAAAGGAGAUGCAAGAGUUGAGUACCAGUUUUUUGAAGAUAGACACAGUGCAAUUAAACUGAGACCGAAAGAAGGAGAGACGUACUUUGAUGUUGUGGCUGUCAUUGACCCUGUCACCAGAGAAUCACAGAGACUUGCCCCAUUGCUCUUGGUAUUAACUCAACUGAUCAACAUGAAUUUAAGAGUAUUUAUGAACUGCCAAUCUAAACUUUCUGACAUGCCUUUGAAAAGCUUUUACCGUUAUGUUUUAGAACCAGAGAUUUCUUUCACUUCAGACAAUAGCUUUGCAAAGGGUCCAAUAGCCAAAUUUUUGGAUAUGCCUCAGUCUCCUCUGUUCACCCUGAAUUUAAACACACCUGAGAGUUGGAUGGUAGAGUCUGUCAGAACACCAUAUGAUCUGGAUAAUAUUUAUUUAGAAGAGGUGGACGGCAUAGUGGCUGCUGAGUAUGAGCUGGAGUACCUCUUACUAGAAGGUCACUGCUAUGAUAUCACCACAGGCCAGCCUCCACGAGGACUACAGUUUACAUUAGGAACUUCAGCCAACCCAGUCAUUGUGGAUACCAUUGUUAUGGCCAAUCUGGGUUACUUUCAGUUAAAAGCCAACCCAGGAGCUUGGAUUCUCAGACUAAGGAAAGGACGUUCUGAAGAUAUUUAUAGAAUCUAUAGCCAUGAUGGUACAGACUCUCCACCUGAUGCUGGUGAAGUAGUUGUUGUCCUCAAUAACUUCAAGAGCAAAAUAAUUAAAGUGAAGGUUCAAAAGAAGGCGGACAUGGUGAAUGAAGACUUGCUGAGUGAUGGAGCUAAUGAGAAUGAGUCUGGAUUUUGGGACUCCUUCAAAUGGGGCUUCACGGGAGGACAGAGCACUGAGGCAGCAAAGCAAGAUAAAGAUGACAUCAUUAAUAUUUUCUCUGUGGCAUCUGGCCAUCUCUAUGAGAGAUUUCUUCGCAUAAUGAUGUUAUCAGUACUGAAGAAUACCGAGACUCCUGUGAAAUUUUGGUUUCUGAAGAAUUAUUUGUCCCCCACAUUUAAGGAGUUUAUACCUUAUAUGGCAAAUGAAUAUAAUUUCCAAUAUGAGCUCGUUCAAUACAAAUGGCCCCGGUGGCUUCAUCAACAGACUGAAAAGCAGCGCAUCAUCUGGGGUUACAAGAUCCUUUUCCUGGAUGUGCUCUUCCCACUGGUUGUUGACAAAUUCUUGUUUGUAGAUGCUGAUCAGAUCGUAAGAACAGAUCUGAAAGAGCUAAGGGAUUUCAAUUUGGAUGGUGCCCCUUAUGGUUAUACUCCUUUCUGUGAUAGCCGAAAAGAAAUGGAUGGCUACAGGUUCUGGAAAUCAGGGUACUGGGCCAGUCACUUAGCUGGGCGGAAAUACCAUAUCAGUGCACUGUAUGUUGUUGAUCUGAAGAAGUUUAGGAAAAUAGCUGCUGGUGACAGACUCAGAGGACAGUACCAAGGUCUGAGUCAGGAUCCUAACAGCCUUUCAAAUCUUGAUCAAGAUUUGCCCAAUAACAUGAUCCAUCAGGUGCCAAUUAAAUCACUCCCUCAAGAAUGGCUUUGGUGUGAAACGUGGUGUGACGAUGCCUCUAAGAAAAGGGCAAAAACUAUAGAUUUGUGUAAUAAUCCAAUGACCAAAGAGCCCAAGCUAGAAGCAGCAGUUCGCAUUGUCCCAGAGUGGCAAGAUUAUGAUCAGGAGAUCAAGCAACUACAGAUUCGCUUUCAGAGGGAGAAAGAAACAGGAGCACUGUACAAGGAGAAGAUGACAAAAGAACCACCCCAAGAAGGACCUCAGAAACAUGAAGAAUUAUGAUCGUCAGAGGAUAGGAGAUUGCACCAUUUGAAAAACACUUUUUAUAUUAAAAGCUAGUUUUUUCUGAUCUGUCUGUACAACUGCUGAUGAAGUGGCUGAGCAGGUGUGCCCAGAUCCUUUUGAUGCUGAGCAUUUGACUUUUGAUUCCUGCACAUUGGUGGGCUGUGGGUCUUUGAAGUUGAGGCUUUCUUGGAUUUGUACCUCAGAGGAUGGUGAGUGGCUGAUCUUUGAGUACUCUGUAAAGAGCAGUCUUCUAGCCCAAAGGGAAAAUAGCAAAGGCAGUGGGAGCAAAACAACAAACUGAAGAGCGCACAGGUACCACAUUGUCAUGGGAGCAAACCAGCGAGAGCCGCCACUCUUCGUCGCCUCUGUUGACUGGCAGCAGAGUCCAACUGCAGCCUGCAUUAUGUGCAGGAGCUUUGUCCAGCAUCUACAGCAUCUCGAGGUUUAUGCCAGUGUGCUCCUGUGCCCUUCCCGCAUUCUUCCCCUAACAUUACACCACUGUUGAAUUGAGACCCAGCCAUCAGUUUGUGUCUUCAGGAUUGGCUCAGAAUAAACAAAUUGUGGGCAUCAUAAGGGUGGUUUAGGGUGAAGGUAUGGGAAAACACCCAGGAGCAGGAGGGCUCUGGGGUGUUGCAGGGGGUGGUGAGGAAAACCAGAAAUUUGCUGUUCUUUUUUAUAAACCAUCAGCACCAUUGUGACUAAUUUGAAAUGAAAACAUUAUUUUGAUUCCCCACCCAACUUCACUGAAUAUUUUAGGUAAUUAUUUUGUAAAUAAGUUUUCUAUUUUUAAAGUAUUUGCUUUUUCUUUCCACUUUCUAAAGAAAUGUUGUUAUGGAUUUCUUUACUGGAUAUAGCCAUAGUAAGGCCUCUAGUGACACAUCGUGGAGGCUGAGGGCUACCUCUCCUCCUCUGAGGAUUUUUCUCUCUGAGACACAGGAAAGUUGGCUUUGACUUUUCUUUACAAAAGGACUCAGAUUUGAGAGCAGCAGAGGUGUGAACAGUGUAAUUCAUGUGUUUUUUUUUUUUUUUUAACACUGUUCCAUAUUUCUUUCAGCUUCAUGCUGUGGGUGGCCUUUGACUUGCAGAAAUUCAGCACUCCACCAGUCCUAACUCUACCCAGUUACAUCUUGAAGCCACGUUAGCCCUUUAGUCAUGGCUUUUUGUGUUUCUACCCAGAAUGGCCUGGAGCAAUGUGUCCUGGUGAAUGGGCAAUCCUGGAAGACUCCCAUGAGGAGUGUUCUGGUAUAUGGCUGGUCUGUGGGGUGCAAAGUUCCAGGUUGUCCCCUCACCUUCCCUGAGAAAGCAGAAGGAGUGCAGCUGCGAACUCUCAUGUUUGCCUGCUUUGUAAAAAUAGGAGGUGUGCAAAUGGACACCUAAAUCCUCACUUUUCUAAGCCAGGUAACAUUAAUCUUCAGUCUUUUAAAAAAAAAAAUCAAAGUUUUAUAACAUUUCAAACAAUUUAUUUUUUCCAUAUUCACAUGCAAAAGUUAGCUUAGGAGUCUCUCAAGCACUCUGAUGGAGCUUUUGAGCUUGCUUCUAUAAUUCCAUUAAAAAUUGGGGUGGAAAGCUCAGAAGAUUUUUAGAUAAAUUGAUCCAUGACUAAAAAAGGUCCCUCAGAAUCACUGCUGUUGACCAAGGCUGUAGCAUGAGUUCCCGCUGCCCAGCUCCUCACUGGGUCAGAGCAGAUAAAGAUAUAUAGAAUCCAUGAGAGUGAAAAAUGUUUAUGCAGCUUCAUCUUUGAGUUAUUUAAGUUUUUCUAAGUCUUCUGCUGCUGCCACUUCUGUUUACAAACAUGGGCAGAAUUGUGCAUUUCCCCAGUUUAUUUUCUGAGAGAUUGAGCAGAAAAUACCAAAGUCACUUUUUAAAUGUUGGUUCCCUUGGGACAUGAACCAGACUGCCUUUUCCUUAUGUCUUUCUGCCAGGUCUCUCGUACAUAUUUCAUGAAAGGUACAAUGUGAAAUCUGUUCUCUGUGUGGUAUGUAUGUCCUCAUGGCCCUUGUUUGUCACCACCCCAAACAAGGUCUUAUUAAUAGUGUAAUCUAAAUAUGCAAGAUCCAGCUUGCUUCUGAAAUGGCCUAGGGCCCUCCUUCACUUUCCAGUAAUUGUUGAUUCAAGUGGCAUAAACAUCUUUCAAAACUACACCCUAGGAAAUGAUGUUCCCACUAAAAUUUGGCUUUGGUCAGCUUUGUUGACUCUACUGUGUGAAAGCAAAUUGUGACCGAAAAGACAGGUAGAAGAGACUUUUUUUCCAAGAUGCAAAGAUUGAUUACGUUGAAACAUCCAAGCUUCUGGAAACUGAUCGCAAUGCAUUGUUUUUAACCACCAUUUGUAUGUAAUGUUUUUUUCUUCUCUCUCAUUAUGCCAUAAUAGAAAAUUUUCUUCCUGAAUCAGUGUCAGAAUGAUAUGAAAUAAUGUGACAUGCCAGAAUACCCAUGGGACAGUGUGACUUUUUAUGUUCCAUGAACAGUGAUUUUUGAGAUCAAAACCUAUGCACACAGCCUGCUGCUAGGGCUGUGGGUGCAUUCCUAUGUUGUGUUUUAAAACUGUACUCAAUACCGACACACUGAGAGUGAUGGCAUGUUUAUUUUUCAUAAGAUUGAUAAAGUGUUGAAUCUGUCAAAAUGGCAUUUCAAAUUGAAGCAAACAGAUGUUUGCCUACCCACUAAGUGUGCAUGCCUUGUGGUUGGCUGAUGUAUUGUGUGAACACAGCUCUUGGGAGAACAAAGAUUUUUCAUACAGAAAGAAAUGGUUUCCAAGAAUGGAGCUUAAUUUACUCUGCUGUCCUUUAAUUCCUCACAUUCUGAACCAUGUUAAAGCUUUGCCUGAGUGAACAACUUUAAUCUGGUUGUGGGGACUAACCUGGAUGAAGGGCUGAAAGCUAGGGAUGACAGUGUAGUUUUUGGAAGAGACUGGGCCCAGCGAUAGGAAGGAAGGAAGGAAAUCUCAGUUUCCUGUAGCUGGGAAUUUACUUCACUGAUGCCAUAAUUUGGAACUGGUCAGACACCACCCUCGUAGCAGUGAGUAUAAAAUGAUUCCUUUUCCCCCACAUGUCCCCUGUAAGGACUUAAAAAUGGUCCUUUUCUAAUAUUGUCAUGAAUGAUUAAUAGAAAUAAUUCAACUAAAGAGUUACAAAGGAAUAUCUAGUCCAUUUUUCUGAAUAAAAUGUUAGUACUGUGGUAUCAGAUUUCAGGGAAAUGUAAAUGUUUUGGUAGAGCCACCUAAUGGAAACUUUCUUGGUAACACAAAUGGAGGGUGCAUUGUACAAGUUAUUUAAAUUUAUAUAUCAUGUAAUUUUUAUAAUUAGUUUUUUAAAAUAUUUGAUUUUAUAAAGGGGAAAAUUUGGGGGAUAAUUAGAGUUAAUUAACUUACAUAUAGCUGUCAUGUGUCUAGUUUGGUGGGAUAAUAUUUUUAAUUUAAAUUCAUGUUUCCUCUGCCUUGAUGUGAGGAAGGAUCUCUAUCAGGACUUUGGUAAUUAUGUGAUUGAAUUCAAGCCAAUUAGACUCAUUAAGUGGAGUCAUCAUUGAUAUUUCAAAGAAUCUCUGCAGGAUACCAGUUUCUCUUUUAUUAUUUGGUCUUUGAUCUCUUGAUCUGAUACAGAAGGGACACUUCUGGGUGUCAGUGAGACAGUGCACUAGGUAAAGGAUCCCUCCCCCUCAUUUAUGCUGACAAUUUAUGAAAGCAACCACAAAGUCAGUUUUAAACAGCUGCAUGCUCUCCAGAAGUAGUUCAUAAGGUUUAAACUCUCUAGUGAUGAUUUUGCCAGCAGGAGGCCAUCUCUUGAGUCUUUCCCAAUUACUUAGCAACAAUAAAAGCCAAAUGUAGAAGAUUUAAUUAAGUAGGAUAAAAAUUAGAGUAUGAACUAAGGCAUUGCCUUACUUGUAAUGAUUUAGGUUUCCAAAGCAAUGGGCAUAAUUUCUUUUCAGAAUGAAAGUGUCAGAAUACAUUAACCUAAGGUCAACAAUUUGAGAAAAGAUUGUCAAGUACCAUGUUUUCCAAACAGUUAUCCUUGGUAAUAACAAUGUAAGCAUAGGAAAACAAAGAAAAAUGUUAGAAUUUAAAAAGAACUGUGUACCUAAAAAGAAAAUCCUUCUUGAUAAAAACUAUUCUAUUUUAUUGUCAUUCUUGUCUAUUAAAUGCAACAUAGGUUCAGGUGCUGUCCUUGCUUGGGAACAAGCAUUUGGGCUCAAAUGUCUGCAGAGCCCUCGGCACCCAAAGUGAACUGUGAAUGAAUUUCCUGCUACUGUAAUGAAAAUAAGGUCUGGUCAACACAAUAAACUUUUUUUUCUUUAAAACUGUCUGGUCAUUCAGUUUUAAGU